Messenger RNA from Coprinopsis cinerea okayama7#130, 1080 nucleotides. RefSeq lists its product as hypothetical. Bases 1 to 1080 code for a protein of 359 amino acids. Lineage: Eukaryota; Fungi; Basidiomycota; Agaricomycetes; Agaricales; Psathyrellaceae. The transcript has 9 exons. The record is from RefSeq and is a predicted model, not a curated record.
AUGACCUCCCAACUCCCAGCUCCUGCUUAUCACCCAGGCAAUGCCAACGACAUCGGAGUGCCAGUUCAAGGCCUCGCGGGUGUUGUCGCUGCUGGCCCUUACUCUGGAGAUAGCUUGCGUCGGAUGGCGGACAUAAAGGAUCUCCAAGACAGAUCCCUUGCCCUGGGCUCCAAGAUCCAAUCCUUCGAGAAGGAGGCGAAGGCCUUGGUUACCCUGGCCGUGGAUUCUUCAGAUCCCGCCGGCACCGAGCCACGCGAUGACCAGGACGAGGGUGGCGACUCGACCGCCAUCUACGAAAGCGCCUCUGAGUUGGAGAAGCGUUACAGGGUCAACCUCUGGACCAUGAGAGGGUUAGCUGCGUCAACUCGUGCGAGCCUCGACGACUUUGUGGAAGUUGUCUUGCCCAAUGUCAUCGACAACACUGCUACUGAGUCCGAGAAACAUCAGGACCUUCGAGCUGUGAUUGCGCGGGCAGAGUCAGGCCCAGAAGGCGACUCAACCCCCCUAAGCGUCAGCUUUGCCGAAGCUGAGAAAGACUUCCACAGCCUUCUCGGGAAGGCGAUCACGGAAUGCAUGGUUCAGUCAGCCGUAAUCAAAACUAAUGCAGCCAACCUUGCCAAGACGAAGGAGAAGUUAGAGAAACAGUUGGAAACUUUGGGUCGCUCUAAGGUUAGAAAACCGCACGACGACAAGCUUAUUUCCAGUGGUGCUCCGCCUAAGCAUAAGGACCCCAAGACUCCAGGGAAUACGGCUGAAGACGAGAAACGCAAUGACCUCAAGCGCCAGAUCGAUUUGGUGACUUCCCAGAUCACCGAGCUUCUGGAGGCGCAGAAGGCCAUUGACACCAUUCGAGGCCGGGUCGAGAAGGAAAUUGAAGGCAUACCAAAGCCCUCUGAGGUCUCUGAAUGCAUCUUGGAGGCCUGGAAGACGACUGUCGAGGCGGCACGCACGAUCGAUAGCGAGGAUCUUUCAAGGCUCGAGAGCGAUGAGGUACUUUUGCUUAAGAUCCAAAGCGUUGAGGCGACAACGAAAGCCUAUUCGUCGGCCCUCUAUAAUCUGGCCACCGCGCUUGAGGGGUAG